UUUUUUUAUUAACUAGACCUUUUUGUCAAAUAUGUCAAAUAUUUUAAAAAGAAACUUGCUCAAGGCCUGCGCAAGACCUACUGUUCGAGUGAACUCGCAAAGAUGUUUUUCCGUUUCUAAGCACUACUUUGCAGAGGAAGAGGAGGAAAGGCCCAAGUUUUCAACUCAACGUAUUGAAGAUAUUAUUGCCGAAUUUGAAAAACCACUUGUUCAAUCGGAUCCCACUGACAUUGAUCCACGCACAACAUUGCUUUACUCAGUGGAAAAAUUUAAGCCUCGUAGUCCAGUCAUCAGUCAAAAAAACAUGGACAAGUUGCGCACUCAAUUGCACAAUGCAUACACUGUUGAUCAGUUAGCUACCAUCGUGAUUGCACAUAAAUUGAAGCGUAAAGGAUUAAAGAAGGGCCAAUUGAUCAAUAGCAUUAUCGAAAAACAUUGGGGUAUCAAAACAGCACAACAACUGAAAGAAGAAGAAAUGAAGCGUCAAUUAGAUAUAAUCAAACAAACCUUUCCUGCCUCUCGACAAGAGCUGUUCUUUAUCAUUGGUGAUAACGGGAGCACCAUUCGAAAUAUCGAACAAGAGAAUCAAGUGAAGGUCACCAUCGAUGUGCAAUCGAAUCAGUAUAUUGUGGAAGGCCCCUCUGCUGCUGUUGUGAAGGCAAAAAGAGAGAUCUUGACCCAUUUGAAUAUAAAAGAGGAUACAAUGGACAUUCCAACAAGCGUUGUCGAGAACUCGAAUUUAAAAACGGAAAUAUCAAACUCGUUGGUGGAUAUUUCCAAGGUGGCUGGCACUUUUAUAACUAUGGACGAUAACAAGUUUAUUUUGGCAAGUAUAUCUGAUGAUGCAAUGGAAAACGCCAAACGUUUAUUGAGUCUAAUGCUUAAAGAGUUGGAUGCGACCAGUGAUUUAUCGAACAAGACAGUAGUACAUGAUAAUGCAGAGUUUACAGUAUUACCGCUUCAUGACCCAACUUCCAUGACAUUCUAUGAUAAAAAAUUAAACUGGAGCAGACUGGAGGGAGAUAAAGAGGUGGGUGGAUUUAAAGUGCUUGGUGGCGAAGAAAAAAUUGCGAAUUUACAAGACAUGAAACAACUCUUGCUGAAGCCGUUGGGAGAGCAAGAUUUAGAUCAGGUUACUAUGGAGGCAAGAUUCGGUCAUCUCUUAUUCCAAAAUGCAAAUAUUACCAAGAAAAUUAGUACGACUGAAGUUUUAAAUCUGUAUAAAAAUAGAACCUUGUUCUUUCCUACAAUGCCUCCUCGUCAAUUGACUUCACCUUUCAUACCAAUGACUUUAGACGGUGGAUUUCACCAAAGAUCUGUGCAGUUAAGUUACACCAAUAAGUCACUUUUAGAAGGUGAUAAAGAAAUGGAUUUAAAGAAACUCCAUGUUGAAUUUAUUAUAAACGAGAACGGUGAUAUCACGCUGAAAAAUAUAACCGGCAUCAAGAAUCAAUCUGUCGUUGAUAUUCUGGGUAUUUACGGAAGUGUGGAUAUUCGUUUAUUGGCAAAGCAAGCCAUUGAUUUCUCAGACAAUGAAGAACUUACAACGUAUUUCAGUGACAAAUGUGAACUAACCAGCUAUUCUGAAUUAAAAGCACCCAAAGGCCAUGUGAUAAAUGAUGAAUCCAGUAUGAUUCUUUCUGAUAUUACAUUUUUGAAUAAGAAGAGAUUUAUGCUUGACACAGGGCUUGUUGGUAUAAAUUAUAUCCAACAACAAGAUAAACGAGUUGGCAGAACCGAAAUGAUUGUUAAUUCAGUUGAUCCUGAAACGUUAAAAUCAUCCAACUCAAUCGAUAGAUGGCCAUCUUUCUCGAAUGUUUUGUCCAAGAUUGCCAGCAGAUGGGAUUAUUCCACUUAGUUAUCCACGUGAUCAUAAUAAAGUGCGCUUUCAUCACCCCCUUAA
Messenger RNA from Mucor mucedo, 1903 nucleotides. RefSeq names its product mitochondrial inner-membrane-bound regulator-domain-containing protein. Bases 32 to 1858 code for a protein of 608 amino acids. The transcript is spliced from 9 exons. NCBI's taxonomy places the organism in Eukaryota, Fungi, Mucoromycota, Mucoromycetes, Mucorales, Mucoraceae. Gene Ontology annotation, molecular function: RNA binding. The record is from RefSeq and is a predicted model, not a curated record.